UGUUUUUUGAGGCAGGUUUCUCUUACAUAUUCCAGGCUAUCUAGAAGUCGUGUGGUUUUCUCGCCUCAGUUUCCCAAGUGCUAGGGUUAGGUGUAUGUUUUCAUCCUUUGAGCAUUGUUGCAAUUUGUGGAGGGCCACCAGCCUCAAGUUUGUGACCCAAACUGGACAUGUCCCAGAGCCAAUAUAGACUUCACCAAUGGCAGCAGGAAGUCACCCUCUGUGCCCGUGUGUUUGUCUAAGGCUCUGCUGCAGUAUCAGGGAAUGGGGCACCCUGACUGGCCAGGCAAGUUACUCUUCCUCAUCCUGAGGCCUGGGGUAAGAAGAUGGCUGUUGGCCCAGGUCACAGGUGUUUCUGUUCGAAUAACCACCUCUCCUGGGGUUAGCUAUUCCCAGUAUUAGGGCUUCUGAAGAGAGGCUUAGUAACGAUGCACUCUAAGUAGGCCUAGCUGGCUCCCUUGGUUAUCUAGUUUUGGAAGGCCUUACCAACUCCCGUGUUUCUGGGACAUUUCCGUUGUCUAUCGGUUCACCCAUUUAACUGUUCUGAGUUUAACUCAGUUGAUCCUUGGGAGACAACCACGUUCCACAUAGGUCUGUCAGCCUUCACUGCGGGGUGGAGAGUGCUGCCCCUCCGCUACAAGGCUGCAUGCCUCUCUUCCUCCUUUUCACUGCUCUUGUCACUGCUCGAAAGAAGAACUGAGAAUUUCUGGCUCUGGCCAGUGUGGGUUCUAAACCUGGAAGUGGGGAGUCAUUUGGGUUGCCCAGGUCUAGAUCUUGAGGGCCUUCACCGUGGCACAGUGGCCACCUACUGACUGCAGGACGGAGGACCAAGCACCGCCUCUGACUUCGGGCCAGCUGGGGUCAGUGUCUUGCCUUGUCCGCGGGUAAUGGGAAUCCGCUUGGUUGCAGGGGCCCUCCCAGCCACCAGGGGUCGCGCUGCAGGCGGUAGGGUGUUGGGCCGGCGCAAGCGAGGGUCACGGCCGCAGGCCCGGUUUGGGGGGGUGCUGAAAUAGCGGAGGCGUCCGCGGCUCUCCUGUGCGGGGGGAGGAAAGCAGGGCGCACAGAAGAGCGCGGGGUCCCCAGCACCGCGGGAGCCGGGAGGACGGCGCGGCAGCAGUUACCGCGUGGCGCAGCGCGCGGGGACGCUGGGACCGCCCAGAUCUCUUUCCACGGUGCCCGGCGCUCUCGGCUGCCUCUUCUUCCUUCAGCCCGGGCGCGAGCGGCUCCCAAGUCCAGUGCGCCAUGUCCGGGGCUGGAUAGCAGCCCGGCCGCCCCCUGGCCCGCCAGCCCGCCCUCGCAGCCACCCGCCAGCGGGCCGGCUGGGGAGUCCCAGGGCAGGCAGAUGCCGUGAGUGAAGGGGGGGCGAUGGCGGAGGAGCGGCCUCCCCGCUUGGUGGAUUACUUCGUGGUGGCUGGGCUUGCAGCAAGCGGAGCACCCAUACCUGAAGAGACGUGGAUUCCUGAACCUACUGGACCCCGGCGUCCUCCCCGGCCAGCUGAACCUAUUACAGAUGUGGCAGUCAUAGCGAGGGCCCUGGGCGAGGAGGUACCCCAGGGCUACACAUGCAUCCAGACUUCUGCUGGUGGCCACCCCUUGGAGCUCAGUGCUGGGCUUCUGGGUGGAACUCAGCCAGUCAUCUGCUACCGCAGGGGGCGUGACAAGCCCCCCCUCGUUGAGCUGGGGGUGUUAUACGAAGGGAAGGAGCGCCCCAAGGCUGGGUUCCAAGUGCUUGACACGACACCAUAUAGCCACUCAGCCAACCUGGCCCCUCCAGGCCCUGGGCACCCCCGCACCUACCUCACGUACCGGCGGGCAGCAGAGGGCGCAGGUCUGCAUGCCCUGGGCAUCACUGACCUCUGCCUGGUUCUACCCAGCAAGGGCGAGGGCACUCCUCAUACUUACUGCCGGGUACCCCGCAACCUCAACCCCGGCAUGUGGGGCCCAGCGGUGUUCCUGUGCUACAAGGUGGGCCUGGCCAAGGCCAACACACUGGUGUAUGAGGCAGAGUUGCUGGGCCGCUACCCGGAGGAAGACAAUGAGGCAUUCCCGCUGCCCGAGUCAGUGCCAGUCUUCUGCCUGCCCAUGGGGGCCACCAUCGAGUGCUGGCCUGCCCAGACCAAGUACCCGGUGCCUGUCUUCUCCACCUUUGUGCUCACGGGUGCUGCUGGUGAUAAGGUGUAUGGUGCGGCGCUGCAGUUCUAUGAAGCGUUCCCGAUGGCCAGGCUGUCGGAGAGGCAGGCUCGGGCCCUGGGCCUGCUGAGUGCCGUGGAGCGGGGCCGGGCCCUGGGGGGCCGGGCGGUGCGAAGCCGGCGAGCCAUUGCUGUGCUGUCCCGAUGGCCUGCGUUCCCAGCCUUCCGAGCCUUCCUCACCUUCCUUUACCGCUACUCCGUCUCAGGCCCCCAUCGUCUGCCCUUGGAAGCGCACAUCUCCCACUUCAUUCACAACGUCCCAUUCCCUUCCCCACAGAGACCACGCAUCCUAGUGCAGAUGUCUCCCUAUGACAACCUGCUGCUCUGCCAACCCGUCUCCUCACCCCUGCCCCUCAGUGGUGCUAGCUUUUUGCAGCUGCUGCAGAACCUGGGCCCGGAAUUGGCUAUUACGUUGUUGCUGGCCGUGCUCACAGAGCACAAACUGCUGGUCCACUCGCUGCGGCCAGAUCUGCUCACCAGCGUCUGUGAGGCCCUUGUCUCGAUGGUCUUCCCGCUGCACUGGCAGUGCCCCUACAUUCCGCUGUGCCCGCUAGUGCUGGCGGAUGUGCUGAGUGCCCCUGUGCCCUUCAUCGUGGGUAUCCACUCCAGCUAUUUCGAUCUGCAUGACCCACCUGCCGAUGUCAUCUGUGUGGAUCUCAAUACCAACACACUCUUCCAAACAGAGGAAAAGAAGCCCCUCUCUGCGAGGACCCUGCCCCGAAGACCGUACAAGCUUUUGCUGGCCACACUGACAAACCUGUACCAGCAGCUGGACCAGACUUACACUGGACCAGAGGAGGAGGCCUCCCUGGAAUUCCUUCUGACAGACUACGAGGCAGUGUGUGGCCGCCGGACGCGCCUGGAGCGGGAAGUCCAGGGAGCCUUCCUGCGCUUCAUGGCCUGUCUCCUCAAAGGCUACCGGGACUUCCUGCGCCCUCUCACCCAGGCCCCCUCUGAGGGGGCUCGUGAUGUAGACAACCUUUUCUACCUUCAGGGUUUCCUCAAGUCCCGGGAACGCUCGAGCCACAAGCUGUACUCUCAGCUGCUGCACACACAGAUGUUCUCACAGUUCAUCGAGGAGUGCUCUUUUGGAUCUGCCCGGCAUGCUGCCCUCGAGUUCUUUGACUCUUGUGUUGACAAGGUCCACCCAGAGCAGGAGAAGCCUGAGCCAACACCCUUGGUGGAGCUGGAGGAAGAGCUAUCAGGAAGUGAGAUUACUGUCUUUAUCACACCCCCAGAGGAGCCUCCAGUACUGGAAGGCAGUGAAUCUAUUCCCCAGUACAGUUAUGAUGGGUUUCCAGAGCUAAAAGCUGAGCUUUUUGAGUCUCCUCAGGAACAACGGGGGGCCCUCCCUGUGCCAGGCCCAUCCCGAAGUGCCCCCAGCAGUCCUGCACCUCGCCGUACCAAACAGGAGAUGAAGGUUGCACAGCGGAUGGCACAGAAGUCGGCCGCUGUGCCUGAGCUGUGGGCCCGGUGCCUGCUGGGUCACUGCUAUGGGCUGUGGUUCCUGUGCCUGCCUGCUUAUGUGCGCUCGGCAUCCUCCCGGGUGCGGGCCUUGCACACAGCCUACCACGUGCUGCGUGAGAUGGAGAGCCGCAAGGUGGUGCUCCCUGACGAGGUGUGCUACCGAGUGCUGAUGCAGCUGUGCUCACACUACGGGCAGCCCGUGCUGUCUGUGCGAGUCAUGCUGGAGAUGCGGAGGGCGGGCAUCGUGCCCAACACCAUCACCUACGGCUACUACAACAAGGCUGUGCUGGAAAGCAAAUGGCCAUCUGGUACUCCGGGUGGACGCCUACGCUGGGCCAAGCUCCGGAAUGUUGUCUUGGGGGCUGCUCAGUUCCGCCAGCCCUUGAAGGACCGACGGCAGCAGCAGCAGCAGCAGCAGCAGCAGCAGCAACAACAGGUGGCCGUGCCGCAGGGGUCAGACAGCUCUCAGACAGAGCCCUAUCUGGAGCACGCCUCCCCAACCCGUCCUCUGCAGCGCCAGACUACUUGGGCUGGGCGAACUCUACGGGAACCAUCCUCACCCACCGGACGUCUGGUCAAGAGUGGCAGCCUAGGCAGUGCCCGAGGGGCACAGCCCACUGUGGAGGCUGGAGUGGCUCACAUGAUAGAGGCCUUGGGGGUCCUCGAACCCCAUGGAUCACCUGUGCCUUGGCAGGAUGGAAGUCUCUCAGACCUGAGUCUGACAGGGGAAGAACUGGCACCUGGAGGCAGCCCAGGGGGCUCAGGCUCAGCCCUGAGUGCCCAGUCCACUGAGGCCCUAGAAGGGAUAAGUGGCCGGGGUUCCAAAACUAGCGGAUUUCAGGAGGAGGCGGGCACCCCCAGAAAAGGGCUGGGUGCCCGCCUCCAACAGCUGCUCACUCCUUCCCGCCGCUCCUCUGCUUCCCGCAUCCCCCCACCCGAGCAACCCCCGGACCUGCCUCCUGCGGCCCGCCGAAGUCCCAUGGAUAGCCUUCUGUGGCCCCGAGAACGUCCCGGAUCCACUGCUUCAGAGAGCUCCGCUUCUCUGGGCAGCGAGUGGGAUCUCUCGGAGUCUUCCGUCAGCAGCCUGAGUCUUCGCCGCUCCUCAGAGCGCCUCAGUGACACCCCUGGGGCUCUCCAGCCCCCCUCCCUGGAAAUUCUGAUGUCUAGCUGCUCCUUGUGCCGUGCCUGUGAUUCCCUGGUGUACGAUGAGGAGAUCAUGGCUGGCUGGGCGCCCGACGACUCGAACCUCAAUACGACUUGCCCCUUCUGCGCAUGUCCCUUUGUGCCCCUGCUCAGUGUCCAGACUCUUGAUUCUCGACCCAGUGUCCCUAGUCCACAGUCUGCCCUUGCUGGUGAGAGUGGCAGCAAAGAUGCUCCUGUCCCUGGGGGUCCGGGCCCUGUGCUCAGUGACCGGAGGCUCUGCCUUGCCCUGGAUGAACCCCAGCUCUGCAAUGGGCAUACGGGGAGCGCUUCCCGGCGAGUUGAGAAUGGGGCCUGGGCAUACCUGAGCCCUCUGGUGCUGCGUAAGGAGCUAGAGUCUUUGGUAGAGAAUGAGGGCAGCGAGGUGUUGGCAUUGCCUGAACUGCCCGCUGCCCACCCCAUCAUCUUCUGGAACCUCCUGUGGUACUUCCAACGGCUACGCCUGCCCAGUAUUCUACCAGGCCUGGUGUUGGCCUCGGGUGAUGGGCCCCCACCCAGCCAGCUCUCCCAGGGACCAUCCCUUUGGCUAACCCCUGACCCAGCCUCUGUGCGUGUUCGCCUGCUGUGGGAUGUCCUGACCCCCGACCCCAGCAGCUGCCCGCCUCUCUAUGUGCUCUGGAGGGUCCACAGCCAGAUCCCACAGCGGGUGGUAUGGCCGGGCCCAGCACCCUCCUGUCUUAGCUUGGCAUUACUGGAGUCGGUGCUGCGCCACGUCGGACUCAAUGAGGUUCAUAAAGCUGUUGGGCUCCUGCUGGAAACUCUCGGUGCCCCUCCCACCGGCCUGCACCUGCAGAGGGGAAUCUACCGUGAGAUCUUGUUCCUGACAAUGGCUGCUCUGGGCAAGGACCAUGUGGACAUAGCCGCCUUCGACAAGAAGUACAAGUCUGCCUUUAACAAGCUGGCCAGCAGCAUGGGCAAGGAGGAACUGAGGCAGCGGCGGGCACAGAUGCCUACUCCCAAGGCCAUUGACUGCCGAAAAUGUUUUGGAGCACCACUGGAAUGCUAGGGACCCUUGAGCUCUGCUCUCCAGCCUUGAGUGGAGAGAUGAGGAAGAGUGGAUUCUAGACCUAGCCUGACUCCUUCCCUUCAUAGAGGAAUUGGGAACAGGCUGUUCAGCCAUAGGCUUCGAGUGGGACUAGCAGGAAGAGGGACUCACUGUUACCCAAAGCCACAACUCCCCUGAAUCUGACCUGCCCUGUUUGUUCAUUCUGAGGCGGAGGAGAGCUGGGGAAGUUGGCACAACUCCAUUCUUUCUCCAUCUGAUUCCAGGAGCUCUUUUUCAGGGUAUCCUCAGACCUGCAGAGCCCUGGUAGACUUACAAGUUUUUGUUUUAAAAAACAACUGGAACGAUUUAGAGCUCCUGAGCCUUUGCCCUGAAUGGAAGGGAGGACUUUCACUCCCUACGUUGCUAAAGGAGCCCAAGGCCAUCCUAGUGUCGUAUUCUAUUUCGUUAUUUAUUCUGAGGCCAUAGCUCUUAUACUUACGAGGGUCUCAAGGAGCAUAAGAGAAGGGAAUUAGCUUUGUAGCUCCUUGAAAGCCAUGCGCUGGGACCCGGAGGAGUCCCAAGCUUCCCUAGGGAAGAAUUGGUGCCUCUUCUAGUCCUGGUCCUUCUUGUCCAGUCCACCGUGGAGAAUGCUCUCCUGUCCAUGGCCUUGACCUGUGCAAUAAGGAUUAUUCUUUGCAAAGUUUUGUUGGUUGUAAAUAUAGUAAAAGCUGCUUCUGUCUUUUUUU
Meriones unguiculatus (Mongolian gerbil) is the source of this 6584-nucleotide messenger RNA. It is a transcript of the gene Dennd4b, whose product is annotated as DENN domain containing 4B. The transcript has 28 exons. The record is from RefSeq and is a predicted model, not a curated record. Lineage: Eukaryota; Metazoa; Chordata; Mammalia; Rodentia; Muridae. Bases 1363 to 5859 code for a protein of 1498 amino acids. Gene Ontology annotation, molecular function: protein binding. Gene Ontology annotation, cellular component: cytoplasmic vesicle. Gene Ontology annotation, biological process: regulation of Rab protein signal transduction.